CCGGAUAAAAAAACCCUCAACGUUUUUUUUGUAUUUGUAAAUCGGUUUAAAUACAUGGAGUUUUUAUACAGGGUUUUUCCUGUGUUCUUCGCUUUAUGUGCAGGUAUGAUAUUUUCUUCACUACUUUUUUCUAUCUUAAUAUAGUGUGGAGUUUUAUUGUACUAUUUUUUCAUUCUUGAUACAUGCCACAUUCCGGCGGUCGUUCUCCCGAGUCGUCCUCUCUCUCUGCGGUGUGUUGUGUAAUAUGAUGAUAUGGGGGGGGGGGGGCAGCUCAUGCCAUCCUCAUUUCACUCGGUAGGAUGUGUGACUAUACAUAGACCUAACAGUCUGUUUAGAAAUUGGCUUUAUUUACUUUGGUGACUGUUUAUAGUUUUUAAAUAAAAGACUGAACAUUUUGUCAAACUUGCUUUUUUGGGGGGGUUUCUUCCUGGGUGUUUUUUUUUUUUGCAGACUUUACGGUUAAAUAUGUUAAUUUAUUUUUUAGAUGCGUUACUUUUUAUUCAUCAACGGAAACACCUCCCGUCUUCCACUAUUCAAAUGAACAAAGUGCAUCUUAAGAUUCAUUUUAACCGUUUUUUGCUUGUGAAAUUGUGACUCCUUAACUUUUCACUCCAUGAAAUAUCAACCAUUUGCUACAACCUGUUUCUACCAGAUGAGACACUAGUUAUUUUGAUCACCUUUUGGGCAAAGUGCGAAAUUCGUUCAAGUCCCAGGAAUUACCUCAUUCAUCUAUCCUCAAUGAUAAAUUAUAUGAUAAACCACAACCCACAGAAUUAUAAUUUCCAUGAACCGUCGGUUUCACAGUGAAAAAGAAAUCUGCUUUCCCGGCUCCUCUUUUCUUUUGGACGAGACUGGGAAAUGCGAAGUUUUACUGCCCCCUAUUGGACAGCACUCACGUUUCCCAUUUAGAAACAUAAAAAUCUAUGAACUGUUCAUACCACUCAACCAUUCAUAGGAAUGUAUCAAAUGGUUCAUACCUACUCAACUCAUUGACGUUGUAAAUCCGUGUUUCAUUUUAAUGUUCUUUGACUUAAUAUUCUUCUAAAAUUGUUCCCAUGAUCUAAUAUUUCGAAUGUCCUGUUUCAAUAACUUGCAAAUGUUCUGUAAAUAAUGUACUCAGUACAUUAGUACUCAGGCGAGCCAUUAUGGUGCCUGGGACCCGCUAGACUAGAGGACAUCUGGGAGCCGCUAGAGUUCAGCAGUUCCAAGACGGACCGCCAGGGGGCGACGCGCCUCGUCCGGCCAGCGUAAUACACCAGAAGAAGACAACAUAUUAAUACACCAGAAGAAGACAACAUAAUAAUACGCUAGAAGAAGAUAACAUAAUACACUAUAAGACGAUAUUAUAAUAAUAUACCUAGAAACAAGAGCAUGACAGCUUCUGAUGCCGGGAUGUGGACGAUAGGAGAAUUGAGAGCGGUGCUCCAUCACCCGGUCAUCGGGGAUAACGCGGAGAUGCGGGGAUAUAUUCAACAAACCAUUUCAGAAUACCAGGAGGGAGUUUCUCUGUUACAAGGAGAGAAUAGUCGGCAAUGCAAACUGCUAACCGCAGCCUGGAGUCCCCAGGUUCGCUUGGACAGAGCAGAGGUCCUGCAGCACGCGGCCUGUAGAGAGGCGCCCUCCCCCCGUCCAGUCCAGGAGGAGACAUGGACUCCAGGCACACGAGUCAAAGAGGAGGAGGAGCCAUGGAACCCAGGCCUACCAGUCAAAGAGGAGCGGGAGGAGCUGUGGGUCAGCCCUGGGGGAGACGGCGGUCAGGAGACGAUGGAAGAGGACGUCAUCCAGGACCCGUCCUCUCCUGGUUCCGUGAAGACGGAAGACGAUGAUGACGAAGAACUCGCUCUGCCUCCGCCUACAGAUCCAACGGAGGCUUGGCUGCCAACCGGGGACUCUGAAACAGACGUAAAGCCAGAACCACAACUUCUUUCCUGCGCGUCGGACCAGUAUGAUACAACAGAACCACAGCCUCGGCCCUGCUUGUUGGACCAGUAUGAGACAACCGUGAAGGAGGAAGCAGGUGGAGAGAGCGGCGCCAGGUCAGGAGUCCCAGUUGGAGACUUGCGUCCAGACUCAGACUCUGGAAUGCGGAUUGGACGACGAGUCAAAUUCGUGGAAAAGCUCUUCCAUUGUCCGGUGUGUGAACUCAAAUGCGUUUCCAAAGCUCACCUCCGGACACACAUGAGGGUGCACACGGGUGAGCGGCCGUACUCGUGUCCGGACUGCGGCAAGGCGUUCACCACUAAGGGCGGGGCCAACAGACACAUCCGGGGGAUCCACCACGGAGACAGACCCUUCCGCUGCGAGUUCUGCACCUUCAGCUUCACGUUCAAGUCAGGCCUGAACCGACACCUCCGCGUCCACACCGGGGAGAGGCCGUACACCUGCUCUUUCUGCGGCCUCAGCUUCACGCAGAGCGGCAAUCUGACCACGCACAUCGACGUCCACCAUAGAAUAACGUCCGUCAAAUGCAAGAUGAAAGCGUGAUGGCUUAAAGACCCCUCCACUGGAGAUUAGAUCUCGUUACUGUUUAUAACAUGUUAUUGUAUUGUGCACGGUUUAUUAAAGGCAAGAUUCAUGUCCUGUUGCUCAGAAAUCAGGAACUUACAAAUUUCUCCACCUUUUUGGACCCUUUUUCCCAUCGAUUUGAGGUUCAGGAGAUAAACGCAGACCACGGUUUUGAACUCGGUCCAGUAUCGAGUGUGAAACGGUGCAUCAUUUCCUUCGGGGCAUCAGCCCACCAUCAAUCUAUGUCGUCGAUAAGUGCUCGUUUUUAUUUGUUGUUUCUUCUUGGGUGUUUUUUUUCAGACUUGCAUACUGCACUGCACACCUUACGGUUAUUAAUAUUGAUUUAUUUGUAGAUGGUUAAGGGUUACUUUUUUCAUUAAACGGAAAGACCUCCUGUCUUCCACUAUUCAAAUGAAGAAAGUGCAUCUUAAGUGGCAUCUCAAAUGCUUUUCACUCCAGGAAAUAUCAACCAUUUACUACAACCUGUAAAUUCCAGAUGAGUCACUGGUUCUGUUGAUCAACUUUUGGGCAAUGUGUGAAAUUCGCUCAAGUCCCAGGAAUUACUUCAUCAUCUAUCCUCAAUAAUGAUAAAUGAUAUGAUUGACCAGAACCCACAGAAUCAUCAUUUCCAUGAUCAAACCGCCAGUUUCACAGUGAAAAACAAUCUGCUUUCUCUGCUCUUCUUUUUUUUUACCGGUCGAAGCUUUGAAAUGCAAAGUUUUACCGCCCUCUACUGGACAGAACUCAAGUUUCCUAUUUAGAUACGUAAAUAUCUAACAACUGUGUUCAUACCAUAUAGGAUGUAUCCAAUGGUUCUUACCUAUUCAUCCAGAUGUCAUUGACGGUGUAUAUCCGCUAGAGGACGCAUGGGAGCCGCUAGAGGGCGCAUGGGAGCCGCUAGAGGGCGCCUUGGGGCCGUUAGAGUUCGGCAGUUCUCAGACGGGCCGCCAUGGAGCAACAAGCCUCCUCCGGCCAGAUAACAUAAUAAUACACCAGAAGAAGAUAACAUAAUAAAACACCAGAAUAAAAUAAUACAAUAAUACACCAGAAGAAGAAGACCCUGACAGCUUCUGAUGCCUGGAUGUUGACGAUAGGAGAAUUGAGAGCGUUGCUCCAUCACCCGUUGACCGGGGAUACCGCGGAGAUAUUCAGCAAACCAUCUCGUACUCUGCAGGCUAGUGCAGAAGGGGAGGGGCGGCAAUGGGUGCAUUAGCACCUUCCCCUUUGCAUCUGAAUGUCCAAGGGGCCGUUUGAGUUGCCAUUUAAAUUAUCAAUGCUUGGUCAAAUGUAUACAUCAGCAUUUAAAAAAUGAACGUGUUAAUCAAUUAUUCGACAAUAAAAAAAAUCGAAAAGUAAUGAUAAAGUUGGUAGCCUCGUCUACCUGUGCUGCAGGUAGGUGACGUAGAGGCUAUCAACGUUUCAAAUUUGCCUGCCUGCAAGAUGUGCAUCGUAUUGCUGUGGUUUUAAGAGACGGUGAAAAGCAGGGUAAGAUCACAGUUGUCUCGUUUUGUAGCGGCCGGGUAAAAGUUAGAAACAGGUUUGAUAUUCGCCGGAUAUCAGGUUUUGACUUACCCCACAAUGGGUUUAAUUACAUUACGGGUGUAGUAUGUUGAGGACCCUUUAGGACACCGUAUCGAAAAAAAUCACAGCGACAUUAAUUGUUGCCAUCGAUAUCUUUGUUGCUGCUAUCUGUCUUAGCGACCAUCUAAAAAUUACACCCCACAGACUGGUGGCAAAGACUUUACCAUGGAAUCGUUUCAGGAAAGAAAUCACCACAAAUCAAUAAAAAUACAUUUUCUUAUUCUGAUUGUACAGUAGUACCUGCCAAUGGGGGCUGCUAAUUACUACAGGUAACACUUUGCUGGUAUCUCGCAUUAUAAUGAAACAGGAUGCAAUUAAUAGUUUAAAAUAUUCACCAAAAAUCAAUAAAAAUGGAUUUUCUCAUUCUGAUUGCUCUAGUAGUUGCCAAUGAUGUCAGAUUGUUGCAUUUUGGAUGGAUAAUAUUUGUGUGAAUGUAGUCUGAUGUAAGGCUCCAUAUUUCAUUAUAAGGUGUACAGUAUUGUGGAUCAGUACUAUGUCAGAUUUGAUAUAGCCCUUUCUAUAGGAUUAAUACUGUAUGCAAAAUUACAUUUUGUUUGAAUAACGGUUGCAUUUUUUUUUCAUGUGAAUGGAGUAUGAUGUAAGGCCCCAUGUUUCAUUUUUAGUUGUACAUUUAGGUUAAAUUCUGGAUGAAUAUGUAAAAUUUCACAUUGUCAUUAGGGAUAUAGUACGGAUACUACUAUAUACGAUUGUUUGAGGAUUACACAAUACAUUUGGUUUGAACAAGGAUAAUACAUUAUUUUAAAUAAAGAUAAGCGUAUCAGAAUAGGAUACAAUGUG
Messenger RNA from Gadus chalcogrammus (walleye pollock), 4884 nucleotides. Its product is annotated as zinc finger protein 629-like. The coding region runs from base 1372 to 2484 and encodes 370 amino acids. NCBI's taxonomy places the organism in Eukaryota, Metazoa, Chordata, Actinopteri, Gadiformes, Gadidae. The transcript has 2 exons. The record is from RefSeq and is a predicted model, not a curated record. Gene Ontology annotation, biological process: regulation of transcription by RNA polymerase II. Gene Ontology annotation, molecular function: RNA polymerase II cis-regulatory region sequence-specific DNA binding; DNA-binding transcription activator activity, RNA polymerase II-specific. Gene Ontology annotation, cellular component: nucleus.